Molecule: messenger RNA, 477 nt
Organism: Lucilia cuprina (Australian sheep blowfly)
Lineage: Eukaryota; Metazoa; Arthropoda; Insecta; Diptera; Calliphoridae
Product: vitelline membrane protein Vm26Ab-like
Exons: 2
Coding region: 77-334 (85 amino acids)
Source: RefSeq, a predicted model, not a curated record
GGUUUAAAUAUCAAGAAAAUAAUAUCAGUUCAAUAAGUUCUGUUAAAUCAAAAACAAACCAAAAACAAAAAUCAAAAUGUUCAAAUUCUUCGCUUUGUGUUUGUUCGCUGUUGUUGCCUUGGCUGCCGCUAAACCCGGUGUUGUUGCUCCCUUGGCCUACACUGCUCCCGUUGUAGCUGCUGCUCCCUACACCGCUGCCUACACUUCUCCCUACGCCGCUGCCUACGCUGCUCCCUAUGCUGCUGCCUACUCUGCCUAUCCUUAUGUAGCUGCUCCUUAUGCUGCUGCUUACUCUGCUUACCCCUAUGCUGCUUCUUAUGUCUUGCGCAAGUAGAUUAUAGGAUAGAGGAUAAAAGGAUUUGGAUUUUCAGUUAAAGGAAUGCGAAAAGUCAAGAAUUUGUUAAUGGAAUUUUUAUAUAACUGUUGAAAAUAAAUCAAUUUUACUCCUAAGGAGUUGAAAUUAUACAAAAAUCGAAA